Molecule: messenger RNA, 2979 nt
Organism: Cyclospora cayetanensis
Lineage: Eukaryota; Apicomplexa; Conoidasida; Eucoccidiorida; Eimeriidae
Exons: 4
Source: RefSeq, a predicted model, not a curated record
AUGGACCUCGGCCAAUCCAGUGACGGACUCAUACCCAACCAGUACUCCUUUGCAGACUCUGCUGCAGCAGAGGAAGAACCUUUAUCUGUGUCUGGGAAGGAGGCCGACGCAGGUAAAAGCCAGACAGCCCAUGAUGAAGGGCGCAAAGGUGUAAAUGCUGGGAAAGAGGAACACAGCACUCCGAGAAAGGCAGAAUCUAAUAAGGAAGGUAAAGAUAGCCUGAAAAUGGGUGACGCAGGAGCCAGCAAGUCUUUUGACGGCAGCCUUGCUGUAGGCCAUAUUCGUUCCCAUAUUGGCGGCUCUGCGGAGAGUACCAUGGAGGAUUUGUUUGGAGAUAUCAUAGAUAUGGAUCACCCCGUAUUCGACCUCAAGGUGGAGGUAGACCCUGCAGUGAAAAAGCUAAACGAUUUGAUAUUUCACGGAAGCCAGGGUCCUGACCACGACGCAAUUGACCUUAUGGAAGCUUCCUUGGACAUAGAUCGACUAGCAAGGGGUUUCGACAUUGGAGAGAAGGCUACUGGGCUUGAGGGAGACGAGAGCAAGCUGUUCGACUCUCUGCCCGAGGAUGAAACUCCCGAGGCACUGCGGGGGAUCGUUAGUCUUGAGGAAGAGGGUAUCGUUGCGGGGCAUCUCCUACGGCUCUGGCAAGGCCACAGGCGGCUGGGUCUCUCCUUAAGAGACGCUUUGGUGAACUUUGAGGCUUCUAUUGAGAGAGAGAGAACACGGAACGCCGCCAUCGCUGCCGUCAUGGGUGUCCACAAGAUCCGUCAGGGUGUCGUUAGCGCGAAGGAGCUCAAAGUAAAGGCCGCCGAAGCAAAGGCAGAACUGAAGAUGCUCAGAAAGCAGCAUAAGUUCCUUGGAAAGCAACGAAAACGGAUGCAUAAGAUGCUAGAGAAGCAAGGAGAAGACCCAAGUAUCAUGGUGAUGCAGAUAGAGAAUAUGUGGGCUCCCGUGGACGAGGUGGCCGCUUUCGAUCCGGGGCAAGGAAGCAGCUUUCUUUACUCGACAAAAAUUGUUGGCAUGGAUGCUGAGCAUCUUAUGAAGACCUGUGGGAAGCUGAAAGUCCUCUUGAACCGCAUUACCGAGGAGGUAACAAGGGCGACACCAGCACAACUGACAAAGGAGCAAAAGGAAGAAGAAGAACUGCUGGCUGUCCUUGAUCCAGACACCGGCCCUGUUGCUGCACUGUCCUCUGAGUCAAUCUCCGCUCUUUCCCAAGUCAACCCCACCGCUCUCCAAGAGGCGGAUUUCGAAUUUCUCCUGGGGAACGUGCAAGACCACCUGCGUGAACCUAAGGCGCACCAUCUCUCAGCAAGGCCUCCAAUGCCCCCCCCAUCACAUAUUUCGCCAAAUCUCUCCAAAGUAGGGGACUUUGGUUCAGACCUUAAGGAAGAGCAAAUUUACCCGAGCGGCCAUCCUGCUGAAGUCUAUCUGCCAUUCCAUUUUGGUCUCCACACACUUCCCAAACCAGCUGACCCCGAGACAAGCCAUCCUUCUGUGAUAGAUGAAGAGGACUUCGGCAUGGGCCUCACAAAUGCGAAUUUCGGCUCCUUUGUCGAAAUCGAGGCAAAAGCAACGCCGAUUGGGGGGCAGUUGGUGCAGAAUGCCCCUCACCUCAGCUCCGUUGUACCUCACGACAACACCACCUCGGCCUCCUUUGUUUCCUUGGGCUCUGCCUCUGAGGAGGCAGAGGAAGCAGGGACGGAGCGGCAAUCAGAGUCAGCGCAAGAGGGAGAACCAGCUGGAGCAUCUUUGCAGGCUAGCGCGUCAGAAAAGGCUUCGGCAGAAACUGAAGAGAAAACUACGCAAGCCAAAGAUUCGCGUGAAGAAGGCAAGGGACAUUCUGAGGGCUCUGAGGGGCAUAGUGGCUCCAGCCACGGCAAAGAGAAUGUGGCAGAGAUAAAGGCAAACUCGGAAACAGCAAGCGGGGGGGGAAGCUCAGAGGAGGAAGGAGGCACACACCACGAAGCCUCUUCGUCAGAGAGUGGAGGGGACGCAAACGCAGGUGCAGCUGCAUCUAAAGUUCAAGGACAGCAGGGAGACUCAGAAGAGCCUCGAAAUGCUACGCCAGUGGUGAUGGUGUCUAAGCUUGAAGAAAACGCAUGUGAGGUCAUUACAGAUCCUGUAGCCUGCAUGCAAAAAUCGGAGUGCUUCCAAGACUUCAUCUACGGAGUUUGCUUUUUCAACUGCACCACUGCUGUCACUCCCGAAGACUGCGAGAAGCACAAGUUCUGCCGCUUUGAGACAAAGGUCCCACACAAUGCAUGCAUCAACGAGGGGUAUCAGACAACGGAUGCAGUGAUACAAAAAUUCGAGGGCAUCAUCCGGGGCUGUGAGCACUUCACGAAGAAGGAAACAUGCGACUGGAUGCAUGCUCAUGGCUUGAAGGAGUUGGAGGAAAGGAAAGCCAACGGAAAGCCAGAAAACGGGAAAAUCCCAUCAACUGCUCACCUGGGGCCUUCCCCUUACCAUUGCCAGUGGAUGCCAGGACCUUCAGAUGAUAGCGAAGCUGACGUUGGUGGUGCCAGCGUUUGCGGGAACCUACGCGAGGCUCCCUCAGCAGAGCGUCUUCUAUGGGGAACCAUUGUGGCAGAGAAGGAGAAGAAGCUUCGGGGUAAGUGAAUUAUGGCAAAUUGAAACGGCACAAUCAGCAUUAAUGCUAGCGGAAGAGCCAAAAUGAAGGAGAAGGAGAAUUUCCAACAAGGAGACAUUUGUGUGCGCCCGAGCGAUACUUGGGCAGUCCUGCAGCCAGAUCGGCCCUUUUACAGUACUGGCUCUAUCGUGAAGUUCUCCUGCCCACCCGGAUCUGUGCUCCUAGGAGUCAGCGACGAGAUAGAGUGCACGCCAGAUGGUAUAUUUGAGCCCGCUCUAUCGUGCGUUGAGGAAAAUGACCUCUCGGAAGCCCAGCUGCGUCAUUUGCGAAGGAAGACAGCGGUGCUUAGUGCUUCGGAGGCAACGCAGCACGGUGAGAUCCUCUAA